Molecule: messenger RNA, 1010 nt
Organism: Molossus molossus (Pallas's mastiff bat)
Lineage: Eukaryota; Metazoa; Chordata; Mammalia; Chiroptera; Molossidae
Gene: CUNH2orf68
Product: chromosome unknown C2orf68 homolog
Exons: 4
Coding region: 42-542 (166 amino acids)
Source: RefSeq, a predicted model, not a curated record
CGGCGGUUGGGGCGGCGUUGGUUCCGCGCCCUGAGCUCCAGAUGGAAGCGGCGCCGGAUUCAGGGCCGGGCCUCUGCUGCAAGCCUGGCGGGCGGCUGGACAUGAGCCACGGCUUCGUGCACCACAUCCGACGGAAUCAGCUCGCCCGGGACGACUACGACAAGAAGGUGAAGCAGGCGGCCAAGGAGAAGGGGAGGAGGCGGCACGCGCCCGCGCCGGCGAGGCCCCGCAAGCCCGACCUGCAGGUGUACCUGCCGCGACGCCGAGAUGGCUCUACCCACCCAAGCAACCCAGACUGUGAGGAGUCCGGUGAAGGCAGCAGUAGUGGCGGCUCCCAGCCAGAGCCUUCUGGCCAUCAGCUCUUCUGCUUAGAAUAUGAGGCGGACAGCGGAGAGGUCACAUCAGUUAUCGUGUAUCAGGACGAUGACCCAGGAAGGGUGAGUGAGGAGGUGUCAGCACACACGCCUCUGGAUCCACCCAUGCAAGAGGCCCUCAAGUUGCGCAUCAAGGAGGAGAUUGCAAAACGCCAGAGCCGAGACUGACCAGGCUGAAGGCAUUCCCUCCAGGCUGGAGUCACUGCCCAGGGAACUCACCCCUAGUUAGGGGAUGCCAGGAUCAUUCUGGGCUGGUCUUGACACACACAUACCCUAGAGCAGGGUGUUGCAGGAGUCAUGCCUGAUCACCUCCCUUGUAGCCAUUCUUGUAUAUUGGCCUAUUUGACCAGCCUAAUUUGGAAUUUUAGAGAAUUUUGUGUGGCUAGCUUGGUGUUCUAGAAGCAGAUACUCCAGGGAGAGGCCAAGGUUUAUGAAGCCUCAUGCCAACGUGCUGCUUUCUCACUGAGUUCCUAUGUGCUGGGAUAUCUGGCCACUGCUGCGCCACCCAGCUCCAUAGGCCAUAUCUGUUACUUUGUGGUUCCUUCCUACUGUGCUUUUGCUCACUUUCAUUUAUGUUUUCCUAGAUCUUUUUUUUACCUCUGUUUCAUUGUUCUUUUUUUUCCCCCCCUGUUAAUC